AUGCAGAUCGCUUGGGCUGUGUGCUCUGUGUGUGUCUUAAUACAAAUUGCAUUUCGAUCUGUGGAAGGGUGGCAAAUGUUUAAAAAUGAUGCUACAGAAAUCGUUCCUGAGAUCACUGAAAAUACAGAAACACCGAUGGAGCAGACUUUCAGCAACAACAACACAAUGAACCAGGCAAAGCAUGGAGGAAGACACAUACAACAAGCUCCAGACCCUAAUGAUGCUUCCGACUUUAGCUGCAGAGAAAUGCGAACCACCCGCUACAUCACAGAGGGUACUUGCCGCAGCAUCAAGCCUGUCAAGGAACUGGUCUGCUCUGGUCAGUGUGUCCCCUCACACCUCCUUCCCAACUCUAUUGGUAGAGGGAAGUGGUGGCGUCAGAAUGCCCUGGAUUAUCGCUGCAUUCCUGCUCACACUCGCACGCAGCGCAUCCAGAUGGCUUGUCCCGAGGAAGAGACUCGGACUUACAAAUUCCGAGCUGUCACAUCCUGCAAAUGCAAGCGCUACACUCGCUACCACAACCAGUCUGAGCUGAAGGACUUUGGAAAGGAAACUGUCAGGCCUCAGAAGAACAAGAAGCCCCGUCUCUCCAGAGCCAGGAGCAGCAAAUCUAACCAGCAUGAGUCAGAAAAUGCUUAUUAGAAGGUGGCUCUGAGUGAUACAGCCUAGCAGCUCUGGAUAUUUUACAAAACAUCAAAUGGCACUCACAGGCCACAGCAUGACGUUCUGAC
Molecule: messenger RNA, 731 nt
Organism: Gymnogyps californianus (California condor)
Lineage: Eukaryota; Metazoa; Chordata; Aves; Accipitriformes; Cathartidae
Gene: SOST
Product: sclerostin
Exons: 2
Coding region: 1-642 (213 amino acids)
Biological process (GO): negative regulation of BMP signaling pathway; ossification; negative regulation of Wnt signaling pathway
Molecular function (GO): BMP binding
Source: RefSeq, a predicted model, not a curated record